This is a messenger RNA of Scophthalmus maximus (turbot), 810 nucleotides long. RefSeq names its product sec1 family domain-containing protein 1-like. Gene Ontology annotation, biological process: endoplasmic reticulum to Golgi vesicle-mediated transport; intracellular protein transport. Gene Ontology annotation, cellular component: cytosol; Golgi membrane. Gene Ontology annotation, molecular function: syntaxin binding. Lineage: Eukaryota; Metazoa; Chordata; Actinopteri; Pleuronectiformes; Scophthalmidae. The coding region runs from base 16 to 795 and encodes 259 amino acids. The transcript has 7 exons. The record is from RefSeq and is a predicted model, not a curated record.
CAGAAAAAUGGUUUUAUGACGAGUCACUCUCCUGCUGCUAAAAAGGGUCAGAGGUCAUUACCCUGGACGUUUGAAGGAAUCAUUUCUUUUUCUGAUUUCUCUCGACAGGACUUCCACCUGAACAUGGUGAUGAUGGAGGAGGGUGCGGGGGCAGAGCCUUCACCGGCCGGCGCCAGACCAAAGAAGAAGAGCAGGAAGACCUACGACCUGACGGCGGCCGACAGGUUCUGGCAGAAGCACAAGGGCAGUCCCUUCCCUGAGGUGGCCGAGUCGGUUCAGGAGGAGCUGGACACGUACAGAGCUCAGGAGGACGAGGUCAAACGCCUGAAGAGCAUCAUGGGUUUGGAGGGGGAGGAUGAAGGAGCCAUCAGCAUGUCAGACAACAGAGCCAAGCUCACGUCUGCCGUCAGCUCUCUGCCUGAGCUGCUUGAGAAGAAGCGGCUGAUCGACCUGCACACCAAUGUUGCCACGGCCGUCCUCGACCACAUCAAGAGUCGAAAAUUAGACGUUUACUUUGAGUAUGAAGAGAAACUGAUGAGCAAGGCGACUUUAGACAAAUCGCUGCUCGAUAUCAUCAGUGACCCAGACGCCGGGACGCCAGAAGACAAAAUGAGACUGUUCCUCAUCUACUACAUCAGCGCUCAGCAGGCUCCUUCAGAGGUGUGUUGGUCUGGACCGAGGUGGAUUCAGUUCAGGACCCCGUCGGGAGAUGAUCAAAUCAUCUGUUCUCAGGCUGAGUUCAUUCCCUGGUUUCACUUCAUAUUUCAUAUUUGUAAAAAAAAAAAAUCUACUUAGAGAUUUAAAUCUCUC